This is a messenger RNA of Passer montanus (Eurasian tree sparrow), 591 nucleotides long. Its product is annotated as hemoglobin subunit alpha-A. The coding region runs from base 65 to 493 and encodes 142 amino acids. NCBI's taxonomy places the organism in Eukaryota, Metazoa, Chordata, Aves, Passeriformes, Passeridae. The record is from RefSeq and is a predicted model, not a curated record. The transcript is spliced from 3 exons. Gene Ontology annotation, cellular component: hemoglobin complex; haptoglobin-hemoglobin complex; blood microparticle. Gene Ontology annotation, biological process: hydrogen peroxide catabolic process; oxygen transport. Gene Ontology annotation, molecular function: oxygen carrier activity; haptoglobin binding; organic acid binding.
GCGGUGCCGCGGCGGCGGCCAGCGGGGACACCCGUGCUGGAGCUACCGACUCGGAGGUGCCACCAUGGUGCUGUCCCCCGCCGACAAGUCCAACGUCAAGGGCGUUUUCGCCAAAAUCGGCGGCCAGGCCGAGGAAUAUGGUGCCGACGCCCUGGAGAGGAUGUUCGCCACCUAUCCCCAGACCAAGACCUACUUCCCCCACUUCGACCUAGGAAAGGGCUCUGCUCAGGUCAAGGGUCAUGGCAAGAAGGUGGCGGCUGCACUGGUCGAAGCUGUCAACAACAUCGAUGACCUUGCUGGUGCCCUCUCCAAGCUCAGCGACCUCCACGCCCAGAAACUCCGUGUGGACCCUGUCAACUUCAAACUGCUGGGCCAGUGCUUCCUGGUGGUGGUGGCCACCCGCAACCCCUCUCUCCUGACCCCCGAGGUGCACGCUUCCCUGGACAAGUUCCUGUGCGCCGUGGGCACCGUGCUGACCGCCAAGUACCGUUAAGACGUGUACUGUGCCAGGGCUGGAGCCAACACCCCACCAGCCCUCCCACAGCGAGCAGUCAAAUGUUCUGAAAUAAAAUCUCUUGCAUUUGCGCUGCA